GUUGGAAGCGGACGAACCAAGGACGGACCAACAAAAUGGCUGUCUCCAAAUUUGAAAGGAAAUUGAAAUCACUUCUUGAAAGUGAAGUGAUUCAUGAAAGUGACUUUGUGACGUACACUACGUAUCUUCACGAUUUAACAAAAAUGUUGUUGGAACACGAAAAUGACUUCCCCAUUUACGCUAAUGUCGUUAAAAGUUGGAUCAGUGGAUUUGAGAAAAUUUUCAGUGUCAAGAAAACGAAUAAUUAUGUGGGAACGUUCUGGGGGACAUACAUGAGCAAAUUUUGUCUCAACGUUACGAUAACUCUGUUCACCUUCCUGCAAUAUUUUCGUCAAUUCGAACCGGACUACACCCAGGAGUUUUACUUACACUGGAAAACCAUUGUGUCCCGAAUGGACGGACUAAAGCGAGCUGACACUUUCUACAAUCUCGCUGACAAAUUCAAAAUUGUGGUGCAACACCUAAGAACGGCAGCAUCACGUACCGAACAGUUGGCAAUUAUGGCUGUGUUACGGAUUUACAUCGAGUGCGUACCAGUUACCCAGUUGCACCGUUUGCACGAACACGACAAUGCCGAGAUCAUUAAGGUGGUGGGCAGAUUCAUGGAGAAUCCGUCGAUUUUGCAUCAACACGAAUUCCUUCACGACAUUAACGCAAUGGGACACUGCAUCGAAUCAUUCAAGCCGACGAAAAUCAUUUGCAGAAAAUUGAACAUCGACAUGGACGACACGAACUAUUCAAUGUGGUUCGACUUCAACAAGAUGGAACAGACGAUCAACUUUACUACUGUGUCCCUAGCCGAUAAUGCUAAUCAAUGUUUUGGCACCGCGCGUCGUGUCAAGUUAAGAGAAAGUGUCAAAGUGUCAAAUUUGCUGGAAAUUAAUGGCAUCUGGAACGUUAUCUCGGUGGGUAAUAUUCAUUCAGCUGAACAACGAGCCACAAUCAGAGUUUACUUUCUAAAUAAAACGGAGGAACUGAUUUCGACUGCAGUGAAAUCUAUUUUCCGAUUUGUGAGUUCCGGAGGCGUUACUGGAUCGGCGUCUCAAGGUUUCAUCAGUGACUACACCGAAGCAGAGCCCACAGAAGACGAGUGCAAAGUGUCACCAGAAACAGCACCACGUCUUAACGACUCAUUCUCGUCCGUCGUUCCUCCGAAAUUGAUAUCGUUCGAACGAACCGACAGCAAAUUUUCGUUACCGACGCCAACGAAAUCGCGUCGUGACGUACCACGACGGAACACGUCCUUACCACUUUUACCUCGACAUGAAAGUGAUGAAUCGGAUGCCGAACUGCCGAUCAAGUCGAAUCUGACGUACGUGAUAAAGAAUUCGGUUACAUCGGCUGAAAAUGGAACACCUCCCGAUCAUUCGCCUGCCAGUGAUCCAAAUGCGACCUACGUCUUACGAGAGUCAGUCAACCCGAUUGCUGAUGAACAACCGGAAUAUGACUAUGACAGUCAGACGGACAACGGUGACAACGUUAUGGACAAUAAAUGUCCAUCGAUGGAGUUGGAUGCGGAUAACAAAAGUCUAGCCACGAAUCGUACGUACACCAUUUGCAUCGGUGCACGAUCAGGAACGUUGGUUGAAGCGAAUCCAUUGGCUGAACACGAGAAUGCUGGCGCGAAUUCGAAGUUAUUACAUCGUCAUGAUAUGGUGCUCGAUGAGGACGAUGCAUACGAUGGAAAUGAAAACGCGCAGGACGAUUCACAAUACGGUGAUCCAUACGCCAGAUCCAGCAAGAAGAUCGAAAUCAUCGAAAAUAUUACGAUCGUACCACCGAGAGUUCAGCCGCAAUCACCGGAGCCAAUAGAAAACUUCUCCGGUGCGUCUCGUCAAAACGUCGAAUACCUCCACUUCAGCCAGGUGGACGUUUCAGUGAAUCGACAAGUCUUCAAUCAAUACAGUCAACCAACGACAAGACGGGAACGGUUUUACGUCAAGGAUACGUCCUUUCGAUCGCGAAACAUUGCGCACAUCGCGUCGAAUGAGUCCGUUCAACGCUCAUCGCAGAGGCCAAUUGUAGUUGCACAGGUGAAAAUGGAAAAUUUUGACAACAGUGAUGGUAGAGACGAUCAAGCGGAUCAAUCGAUGCGCAGCGACCGCAAAGAAUCUUUUGUCCCGUUUACUGCGACCACCAAGCAAAACACAUCCAGCCAUGAUGAUUGUCCGUUAAAUGCAUCAAAUGGAGGAACACACCGAAGCCAAGCAGUGUCACCAUGGCCGAUCGAAUUUUCAGGCAACUAUGAGUCGUUCAGUCCCAUUACUACUUCAACUCAACGAACGCAAGUUAAACUACGAAAAGUGUCGUAUUCACAACAGGCCUAUUCGCAGUUAUCCCCAGAUCCAAUUUCAUCUCCAACCGAGCAGCACAGUGCCGGUUCUUCGUUUCAGAAAUCUUUUUUUCAAAAUUCGAUGACACUGAUUGGCUUGUCUCAAGAAAAUCCGGAGGCCUUAAAAGCUAACAAAUCGUUGAAUCAAACCGAAGUGAUGCCUCGUGCAAGCGGUAUAUCUGAAACACCGCAGACAAUUAAUAAGAAAAUCGAAUUCAACGCGGGCAUUGAAUCACCAUCGGUGCAGGCAUCUCGAGAAAAAUCUUCGGAAAAUGUCUCCCAAAAUCAAACUGCACCGAAACUCACCAAAUGUAACUCAAUCGCCGAUCUGCCUAAGAUGUCACAAUUACAUGUCGGACCAGUAACCGAAUCUCAGAGAGAACUGAAACCAUUGCAAAAUGAGUCAAAAGCAACACAACAAUUUACGUCGAAGCAGAGUUCCACGGAAAAGCUGGCUCAAUCUUCGCUUCAGCAAAGCAUCGAAGCUCCAACAGUUGAUCCACUUGCCAAAUUGUCUACAACGGACUUGAACUCAUCGGUACAACGAACGAAAUCACUCAGCUCACAGAUUAUGUCAGUCUCUGCACCUAAACGCGAACAGAACUCUAAGGAAUUGAGAGCAACUGAAGUAACUGAAGCGUCGCCACGACAUUCAUCGGAAAAACAGGCUGCGACAUCAAACCAGCAAUCGAUCCAAAGUGUGCCGAUUAUCGAUCCAGACGACGAUAUAAAAUCAUCUCUGAAGGCAAAGCGAACCAAAUUUUCACAAUCAUCGAUCCAAUCAGCUCCUGUAUCACGACCGGCUCAGAUGGACCUGAACUCAUCGGUACAACCAACGAAAUCACUCAGCUCACUGAUUAUGUCAGUCUCUGCACCUAAACGCGAACAGAACUCUAAGGAAUUGAGAGCAACGGAAGUAACUGAAGCGUCGCCACAACAUUCAUCGGAAAAACAGGCUGCGACAUCAAACCAGCAAUCGAUCCAAAAAGUGCCGAUUAUCGAUCCAGAAGACGAUAUGGAAUCGUCUCUGAAGGCAAAGCGAUCAAAAUUGUCAUCGAUCCAAUCAGCUCCUGCAUCACGACCGGCUCAGAUGGACCUGAACUCAUCGGUACAACCAACGAAAUCACUCAGCUCACAGAUUAUGUCAGUCUCUGCACCUAAACGCGAACAGAACUCUAAGGAAUUGAGAGCAACUGAAGUAACUGAAGCGUCGCCACGACAUUCAUCGCAAAAACAGGCUGCGACAUCAAGCCAGCAAUUGAUCCAAAGUGUGCCGAUUAUGGAUCCAGAAGACGAUAUGCAAUCAUCUCUGAAGGCAAAGCGAACCAAAUUUUCACAAUCAUCGAUCCAAUCAGCUCCUGUAUCACGACCGGCUCAGAUGGACCUGAACUCAUCGGUACAACCAACGAAAUCACUCAGCUCACUGAUUAUGUCAGUCUCUGCACCUAAACGCGAACAGAACUCUAAGGAAUUGAGAGCAACUGAAGUAACUGAAGCGUCGCCACAACAUUCAUCGGAAAAACAGGCUGCGACAUCAAACCAGCAAUCGAUCCAAAAAGUGCCGAUUAUCGAUCCAGAAGACGAUAUGGAAUCGUCUCUGAAGGCAAAGCGAUCAAAAUUGUCAUCGAUCCAAUCAGCUCCUGCAUCACGACCGGCUCAGAUGGACCUGAACUCAUCGGUACAACCAACGAAAUCACUCAGCUCACAGAUUAUGUCAGUCUCUGCACCUAAACGCGAACAGAACUCUAAGGAAUUGAGAGCAACUGAAGUAACUGAAGCGUCGCCACGACAUUCAUCGCAAAAACAGGCUGCGACAUCAAGCCAGCAAUUGAUCCAAAGUGUGCCGAUUAUCUAUCCAGAAGACGAUAUGGAAUCGUCUCUGAAGGCAAAGCGAUCAAAAUUGUCAUCGAUCCAAUCAGCUCCUGCAUCACAACCGUCUCAGAUGUCAGCUGUUUCACAAAAUUCCACUCAAACGCCAGCUUUAUCGUUGGUUCCGCAACGCUUCGAGAACGACUUUACUGUCGAUUUACCCGACGACGUGGACUGCUUUCAACCAAUGCCGAACGUAUUGCAAAGUCAAGCAAAAAUGUCUGAACCACAGACCGAAUCAACAGCGGCAAAGGUUGCUCCGAGAGCAACGAUUUCGCCCGACAAUCCUAAAGCAUCGACAGCAAUCCAGCCAAAAAAGACCGCUGCCCAAAAGAUUGCAAAAAAUUCGGCUCAGAACAAGGCCACCAAUGCAACAAAGAAGUUGUUGAACCCAAAAAUUCUACGAGAGAUGUCAGCAGCGAUAGUCAAACAGCCACCUAAAGGACAAUCGAAAGCUGCCCCGCGAUACUCAUCGCUAACCAAACCGACGACUCUCAACAGUCAACGCAAUUCGGAGAAUCUCCUAACCAUAAGAUUCGACGAAACUGAUGUGCCUGAUGUAGGCAAUGAAUUUGCAGCGGCCGACAAUUCGUCCAAUGGUAAGACUUUGGAAAACGAUUGUGUAAACACCGAUGGCAUACGCGUUGAUGAGGAGGGCAAGGUUUACGACGACAACGGAUGUGUGUUCGCCAACAAUGCUGAAUUCCAGCGUGCAGCUAAAUUCUACAUCGCAAACGAUGGAUUGGACUUUCUGAAAAAGGAAACUGUCACAGCUCUGCCGGCAAGCAAACGACAAAAAUACGAACGGAGGCUGAAAACAAUCCAACGUAUGAUCGAUCGUGGUCUCGAACGGCUGCGGGUAGGACAGAAAAAAAUUACGGACAUAGAUCCGUAUGCAGUGACUAUUGCAGAGACCACCAUUCAAGGCGAGAAGCGAAAACGAAAAUACAAGGAAGUGAGUGUCACGACGUCCAGAAAGACCUACGUUGAUAAAGCGAAACAAGUUACUUACACUAAGAGAACCAGCAAGAUGCACUACGUUUUCGACGAAGGCACUUCAACCGAUUCAAAGUCGACAAUGAGCAAAGCCAUGUCGAGAAGUAAGGCAUUCAGCAAAGCGAAAACCGCUCAAACCGUUAAGACAUCUUAUCCAUCAUCAGCCAAUUUAGCCGAGGGAAAGGUCAAGAGUCGACAAAACGGGAUCAUAUCAAAUCCAUCAAACCGACCGGACGCUAAGCCAUCAUCGAAUCGUUUGGAAUUUGAUCAAACGCCGAUGGUAUCAAUGAAUGAGUAUUGUGCUGAAGUCAAUGUUUCACCGAUUCCUGCCUCAAGCGAAAUUGAUGCCGGGCAACACAAACCUCAUAAGGACAUUUCGGCGAUCUCUGCAGGCAAGAUGUCUCUUCCAAUUUAUGCGUCGCAAAAAAUGGUGGCGGUGCAUCAACAGAAGAUGUUAACGAAAACGAUAUGCCAACCACCACAACAUCACGACGAAUCGCCUUCGACAAAUAUUGAUUGCUCAGGCGACGCUUCGACGAACCGUACAGCAAUGACCGGUGUUGAACUAUGUUCGACGACAAAAUGCGCCGGUAAUAUGAAGGAGCUGCUCGAUUAUUUGAAUAGAAUUGAGAUGGAAUCAAGUCAUACUUGCCGUGGAUCGUGUGAACGGAACCAAAAUACGCUGAAAACAUUCAUCGAUCGCUUACGCCGAAAGGAGUUCCAUCAGGAUCGUGGAGUAUCCGAUUGGGAGCAAUUAUUCAAUUGUCUAUUGGAGUCACUGGAAUCAAUGUGCAACACGGCUUCUGAUCGACUGCAGGUACAUGAGGGAGAAAGCAAUGGGCAGGCGAUAUAAAAAGUGGUCAGUGGGCUCUCAUUCGUGUAAAUUGAACCGUUGAAUCGUUGAAUUAAGAAAUGUUUUUCGUUCCAUUUUUUGGAAUUAUAUUUUUUGUUGAAUUUUGUUGUAAA
Molecule: messenger RNA, 6163 nt
Organism: Bradysia coprophila
Lineage: Eukaryota; Metazoa; Arthropoda; Insecta; Diptera; Sciaridae
Source: RefSeq, a predicted model, not a curated record